ACAUUAGAUUUUUAACCGGGCAAACGUUGUCCGCGAAGUCGCUUACAUAGAUUCAAUUGGCUUCUAUUCAAGGCUCAUGCUAAAAAUGCGUGCAUUUUUAGCGAAAUGGUGUAGGCACGUGGUCAAAAUGUCGAACGUGACUGGUUCCGAUAAUAGUUACCUAUUUAUAACUGUUGCUGGUUUACUGGCUAUAGAUCUAUAGUAGGUUCACUAUUUAUUAUACAUGAUAUAACGACUGUGGCAAUUGUUCGGCUAUGUCUGCGACUGCGCAAUAACAAUACAGAGUUAUCUAUGACGGACGGAUUUCUUAAGUGUGAGAUGUUGUGUGAGUUUUUUAGGGGGUUGUUGCAAUGUAAAGUCACAGUAGUAUGUGUGUAUACUGAUGCAGCCAUACAGUGGUGACCAGGAGUUGUUAAAGCAAAGUCGCAAAAUCGACGAUAAUAUCAUUUAUGCUCUGAACACAACGGUUCCGACGCAGUCAUUUUCCAAUAAAAAUGAUGCUCAUGAAACCUGCAAGGAUUUGUACAGACAGUUGGACGAUCUGUAUUCAUCGAGGCAAGCAUCGAUUCAGAAAUGUGUCCAGUACAGCGAGGAUCACUUAGCAUCCCUGAAAGCAGCAAAAGAAAAAAAUCCAGACAAUAUAGAUGUUCUCAAAGAACUAAAAAAGGAGCAGACAAAGCACCGUCUCUUUCAAGCUGAGUUGGGCGUCGAGGAAGUAAUCAAAACGCGGACAAAGAAAGUGUUCCACGAGCGAUGUCGUUUUUUCUACACGCCUGUGUAGGAUGUCAGCUACUUGAGCCUAUAUAUUCACUCCUUAUAGGAUCUGUAGUAAUUAAGAAAGUGCAAGCGCGUAUCAUUAUCGCAUAUCAUUUUAUAAAUGAAAUACACUUUUAUACGGAUCAAUUUAUAUUAUCA
This is a messenger RNA of Varroa destructor (honeybee mite), 915 nucleotides long. It is a transcript of the gene Ccdc58, whose product is annotated as Coiled-coil domain-containing 58. The record is from RefSeq and is a predicted model, not a curated record. Lineage: Eukaryota; Metazoa; Arthropoda; Arachnida; Mesostigmata; Varroidae. Gene Ontology annotation, cellular component: mitochondrial intermembrane space; mitochondrion.